GAGUUUUAACUGUUUCUGUAUUGUGGUCUAUUCUUCUUCUCUGACGGACGACAAUGGGACAAACUAUGACGACUCCUCUUUCCCUUACCCUAAGCCAUUGGACCGAAGUUCGGGCCAGAGCCCAUAAUUUUUCGGUAGAGGUAAAGAAAGGAAAGUGGCAGACUGUGUGUGCCUCUGAAUGGCCAACAUUUCAGAUAGGAUGGCCCCCCGAAGGAUCCUUUUUAUUAGACAAGAUUAAGCUGCUGAAGUCUAAGAUAUUUAAUAUAGAUCCCCACGGACAUCCAGACCAAGUACCAUACGUCUUGGUCUGGGAAGAUUUAAUUCUCUCCCCACCUCCGUGGGUCCGGCCCUUUGUUUCCUCAACAGGUACGUCCGCGCAUACAUCAGCAGCGUCGGAGAUAUUAGCCUUAAAGAAAAACCCCAACACGGAGAAGCUACCCGACGCCCCGGAUCCACCGAGGGCGAUUUAUCCUGACCCGCAGUCCGAUUUGCUUCUUUUGGAUUCCCCACCCCCUUAUCCUCCGGCCCCAAAUCCCCUACCACCUAGAGGACCCCCAGCUCCACUGCCCUCGGCACCAAGGGAACCAUCCAUGAUGGAAGAAGAAAGGGGUCCCUCAGCGGGCACUAGGAGCCGGAGGGCUAUCUCCCCGGACUCCACUGCCCUACCUCUUAGAGAAUAUGGCCCCCCCGACGGCCAAGGGAAUAGACCUCUCCAAUAUUGGCCCUUUUCCUCUGCAGAUCUUUAUAAUUGGAAAAUGCAUAACCCAACUUUUUCCGAAAAUCCACAGGCCCUUACCGCUUUAAUAGAAUCUCUUGUUUUCUCCCACCAGCCCACAUGGGAUGAUUGUCAGCAGCUGCUCCAGACUCUCCUAACGACUGAGGAGAGGCAACGGGUUCUUUUAGAAGCCAGAAAAAAUGUAUUAGGCGCCAAUGGGCAACCUACCCAGCUGCCUAACGAGAUUGAUGCUGGUUUCCCACUCGUCAGGCCAAACUGGGAUUUCAAUGCCCCGGAAGGUAGGGAGCGCCUGAAAAUGUAUCGCCAGGCUCUGGUGGCGGGUCUCCAUGGAGGGGCCAGACGGCCCACUAAUUUGGCUAAGGUAAGGGAAGUCACUCAGGGGCCCCAGGAAUCUCCAACUGUGUUCCUGGAACGUUUAAUGGAAGCCUUUAGACGCUUUACCCCUUAUGAUCCAACUUCGGAGGAACAUAGGGCUACUAUAGCAAUGGCUUUCAUAGAUCAAGCGGCCCCCGAUAUUAAAAAGAAAUUACAGAGGCUAGAUGGCUUGCAGGGAUUUUCGCUUCAGGAGUUAGUAAAAGAGGCAGAUAAAGUAUAUAACAAAAGAGAAACAGAGGAAGAGAAGGAAGAAAGAAAGCAGAAAGAGCAGGAAGCCCGUGAAAUAAGACGGGAUAAGAGACAGGAGAGGAAUUAAAGUAAGAUACUGGCCACUGUGGUUGGAGGAGGAAAUACAGGGGAUAGGAAUAGGCACAAAGGGCGAACGGCAGACAGAAGGCGGCCAUUAGACAAGGACCAAUGUGCCUACUGUAAAGAAAAAGGACAUUGGGCGAGAGAAUGCCCUAAGAAAAAGAAUGGAGGAAGGCCAACCAGAAACAAAAUCUUAACAUUGGAAGAAGAAGACUAGGAAAGUCAGGGCUCGAACCCUCUCCCCGAGCCCCGGGUAACUCUUAAAGUGGAGGGGGAACCUGUUCAAUUUUUGGUAGAUACCGAAGCCCAGCACUCCGUCCUUCUCCACUCAAAAGGUCCUAUCUCAGCUAAAAGGUCAUGGGUACAAGGAGCCACUGGGAAUAAACAAUAUUCAUGGACCACACGAAGGACAGUAGAUCUUGGGAUUGGACGAGUAACCCAUUCAUUUUUGAUUAUUCCGGAAUGCCCCUAUCCUUUGCUGGGAAGAGAUUUACUCUCCAAAGUAGGGGCUCAAAUCCACUUUCAGCCAGAAGGUCCCACCAUAACUGAUAAUAAGGGAAGGUUACUUCAAAUAUUGACUAUGAAAUUAGAAGAUGAAUAUAAAUUAUACGAGCAGCCUUCAUCCUCACGAGUUAAUGUUACAGAUUGGGUAACUCGGUUCCCUCAAGCCUGGGCAGAAACUGCCGGUAUGGGGAUGGCCAAAAAUCGGCCCCCGGUGCUAGUGGAACUCAAGGCAACUGCCACCCCAAUAACGGUCCGUCAAUACCCCAUGAGUAGAGAAGCCAAAGACGGUAUCCGUCCCCAUAUACAGAAGCUACUAGACUUGGGCAUCUUAAUAAGAUGUCAAUCAGCAUGGAACACCCCUCUCCUGCCGGUAAAGAAACCAGGAACAAAUGAUUAUCGGCAGGUGCAGGAUCUACGAGAGGUAAACAAACGGGUGGCAGACCUCCACCCCACAGUUCCAAACCCUUACAACCUCCUGAGCACUCUUCCACCUCAACAUACGUGGUAUACUGUUUUGGACCUUAAAGAUGCUUUUUUCUGUUUAAGACUCUCUCCCCUGAGCCAACCCUACUUUGCCUUCGAAUGGAAAGAUCCAACAUCGGGAAUGUCUGGUCAGCUGACAUGGACACGGCUACCUCAGGGAUUUAAGAACUCCCCGACCAUCUUUGAUGAAGCCCUCCAUCAGGAUUUGGCAUUAUAUAGAAAAUCAAAUCCCCAGGUAACAUUACUCCAAUACGUUGAUGAUAUUUUAUUAGCUGCUGAGACCCAAGAAGAUUGUAUCAAGGGUACUGAAAAACUGUUAACGGAACUUGGAACCCUGGGAUAUAGAGCCUCAGCCAAAAAAGCACAAAUAUGCCAACAACAGGUCAGUUACCUGGGGUAUCUAUUAAAAGGGGGGCAAAGAUGGCUCACGGAGAGCAGAAAGGAUACGGUGGCCCAAAUUCCGGCUCCCAAAAACGCCAGGCAGGUUAGAGAAUUUUUGGGGACGGCCGGAUUCUGUAGACUAUGGAUUCCAGGGUUUGCUGAGCUGGCAGCCCCAUUGUACCCCCUAACCAAAAACAGCACUCCUUUCGUUUGGGGCGAUAAGGAACAACGGGCUUUUGACCAAAUCAAACGAGCUUUACUUUCAGCUCCAGCCCUAGGACUGCCAGAUGUAACCAAACCUUUUCAUUUAUAUGUGGCCGAAAAUAAGGGCAUUGCAAAAGGAGUAUUGACUCAGAAAUUGGGGCCCUGGAAUCGCCCAGUUGCUUAUUUGUCAAAAAAAUUGGACCCUGUGGCAUCAGGAUGGCCCACCUGUUUAAAGAUAAUCGCUGCAGUAGCCGUUCUAGUCAAAGAUGCUGACAAACUAACUUUAGGACAAAAUCUAACGAUAACAGCUCCUCAUGCCCUGGAAAAUGUAGUCCGUCAACCACCGGAUAGGUGGCUAACUAAUGCCAGGAUGACCCAUUACCAAACCCUGUUGCUAAACUCAGAUCGCAUCAAGUUUGCUCCAGCCACAGGACUCAAUCCAGCCACCUUGCUACCUGAUCCUGACUUGGAAGGCUCCACCAUCAUACAUGAUUGUCAGGAAGUACUAGCCGCAGCACACGGCAGUAGGCCAGAUCUGAUGGACCUGCCCCUCCCUGAUGCUGAUUUCACCUGGUUCACGGAUGGGAGCAGUUUCCUGGAGGAAGGUAAGCGUCGAACUGGGGCAGCCGUGGUAGACGGAAAACAAGUCAUAUGGGCAGCGGCGCUACCACAAGGGACCUCAGCCCAACGAGCUGAAUUAAUUGCCCUGACGAGGGCAUUAGAGAUGGCAGAGAAUAAAAAAGUAAACAUCUACACAGACAGUAGAUAUGCGUUUGCUACCGCUCAUAUCCACGGUGCCAUUUACCAACAGAGAGGGCUACUAACUUCAGGUGGCAAAGAAAUUAAAAACAAAGAUGAAAUCGUGGCUUUGUUGACUGCACUCAUGCUUCCUACUAAAGUCAGUAUCAUCCACUGCCCUGGACAUCAAAAAGGAAAUACCCCAAUAAUUAGGGGAAAUAAUAUGGCUGACCAAGUGGCCCGAGAAAUAGCAUCGGGAGAAGUCAUUCUAGGACUGUCAGAUAAAGUUCCUGAAAAACCAGGUCGCGAUGAAGAAAUCAUCCCGGCCACAACAAAAGGAACUUUGUCCCCUCAGCAAGCAGAAUCCAUGUUACAACAGAUGCACAGAUGGACACAUUUGGGGACUAAAAAGAUGGUAGCCUUGUUACAAAAAGCCGGGUACGAAACCCCUGGAAUGACAAAAUUAGCUGAACAAAUUGUGCAGGAAUGCGUCCCAUGUCAACAGGUAAAUGCUCACAAAGGGAAACUUGAAACUGGAAAGAGACUCAGGGGGGACCGCCCAGGAACUUACUGGGAAGUGGACUUUACCGAAGUGCGUCCUGGAAGGUACGGUAAUAAAUACCUUUUAGUUUUUGUAGACACUUUUUCAGGAUGGAUAGAGGCUUUCCCAACAAAGAAAGAAACAGCUGCGGUAGUAGCCAAGAAGAUUUUAGAAGAAAUUUUUCCUCGAUUUGGAGCACCAAAGGUAAUAGGGUCUGAUAAUGGUCCAGCCUUCGUCGCCCAGGUAAGUCAGGAUGUGGCCAGAUAUUUGGGGACUGAUUGGAAAUUACAUUGUGCCUAUAGACCCCAAAGUUCAGGUCAGGUAGAAAGAAUGAAUAGGACUCUAAAAGAGACCCUAACUAAAUUGUCCUUGGAGACUGGCGGUACCGAUUGGAUGGUGCUCCUUCCUUUGGCCCUAUUCCGGGUUAGAAAUACACCUUCCCGAUACCAUCUUACUCCUUUUGAAAUAUUAUAUGGUGCCCCGCCUCCCCUCCUCACUUUAGGAAAAGAAAUAAAACCUGAUUGUCAAAAUAACACUGACUUAUAUGCUAGGCUACUGGGACUUCAAUUGGUCCAGAAAGAAAUAUGGUCCCAACUCGCCGAGGCCUACCAACCGGGAACACCGGGAGAAACUCAUCCUUUCCAAGUCGGAGACUCCGUAUACGUCCGUCGGCAUCGAACCCAGACGUUGGAACCUCGAUGGAAAGGACCAUACACCGUCCUCCUCACCACCCCAACGGCCAUAAAAGUGGACGGCAUCGCUGCCUGGAUCCAUGCUUCACAUGUGAAGGCUGCACCAGCGACGGCAUCAUCAGGAUGGCGGGCCCAAAGAACCGACAACCCGCUCAAACUCAAGCUUCUACGAACCUAAGACUUAUAAUUUUGGUUUUACUGCCUUUACUGACUGACUAGGAAUAUCUGCCGGGAUAGGAACAGGAACCACAGCCCUCAUACAACAACCCCAGUAUUAUGCAAGUUUAAGACAGGCUGUAGACAUCGACCUUCGAGCAUUAGAAAGUUCCAUAACUCAACUAAAGGAAUCACUCACCUCACUUUCAGAAAUGGUGUUGCAGAAUAGAAGAAGCCUAGAUUUGCGGUUUCUUAAGGAAGGGGGAUUAUGCGCUGCUCUAAAAGAAGAAUGUUGCUUUUAUAUUGAUCAUUCAGGAACCAUUACCAAAACCAUGGAUAAACUAAGGGAACACUUAGAUAAAAGGCAAAGGGAGAGAGAGAACGAAAAAGGAUGGUUUCAAUCAUGGUUUGAUAAGUCCCCCUGGUUUACCACCUUAAUCUCUACUCUGUUGGGACCUCUUAUUGUUUUAUUGUUGAUUUUAACUUUUGGACCAUGUAUUCUAAAUCGCUUGAUAGCAUUUAUUAGAGAACGUAUCAGUACUGUACAAGUUCUAAUGUUAAGACAACAGUACCAAAGUUUACGAACAGAAGGUUGAGAUUCCAUGAUUGGAAUCAAUAGUCACAAGAAAAAGGGGGAAAUGUGGGACUCGAGGGACAUUGUUCCAGCUAAUGAUUAAGAACUCUCCAGACAAUAGGGGCUUC
Messenger RNA from Orcinus orca (killer whale), 5821 nucleotides. RefSeq lists its product as uncharacterized. The transcript is spliced from 2 exons. The record is from RefSeq and is a predicted model, not a curated record. Lineage: Eukaryota; Metazoa; Chordata; Mammalia; Artiodactyla; Delphinidae. Gene Ontology annotation, biological process: DNA integration; proteolysis; virion assembly. Gene Ontology annotation, molecular function: zinc ion binding; aspartic-type endopeptidase activity; nucleic acid binding.